Molecule: messenger RNA, 1072 nt
Organism: Melampsora larici-populina 98AG31
Lineage: Eukaryota; Fungi; Basidiomycota; Pucciniomycetes; Pucciniales; Melampsoraceae
Exons: 4
Coding region: 446-757 (103 amino acids)
Source: RefSeq, a predicted model, not a curated record
CUUCAAUAUCAAACAAUCAAACACUACGCUCUCAACAACUUAUCAAGAACACAAUCAAUCACUCAAACGAUUUGCUAGUCUUAUUUUAAAACAAUAAAAAAUUCAUCAAGCCACUUAUUUUAUCUUUUAAAGAACAGAACACACAAGACACUCAAGAAUUCAAAAAGAAACACUUCGAUUCUUUUAAUUCACUUUCUUAACUCGAUCACAAAAAAAAGAAAAAUUCACUGAUUCACACCCCCCACACGAAUCCCCUUCAUAUGCUCAAGAAGUCCUCCCUUUUAUACCCUCAUCGUACUCCCAAAACCUCGCAUCAGCCAAGUCCUCCUUCCCCAUCUUUCUUCAACCUUUACUCCGAUCGCAACCGGAUUCCCGUUCGAUUCUCAUUUAGGUUUCUAUUCACCGGUUCUAUAUACCACAAUUUCUCCCAUCUGCUCGAUCUGUGAUGGUGGACAUCCCAUCCAGCUUGUCUCCACCUCUACUUCAACCUUUCCCUCCAAUCUCGAUCCCAUCUUCGAAUUCGAGUCUUCUUCCUGCUCAAUCACUUGCUGACCUUCUCGAUUUCUCCACCUCCAGCUCCCCAAUCGAUCGAACCCAUACUUUCAUAAAUCUGAAUCAAUUUGCCCCAUCAAACCCUGCUUCAUCAAAACCCACAUCCGAUAAAUCUUCUUCCGGAACUCUUUUCGUGGUUUCUCAAGACAAUUUUACCUUGCUCCUACUCCACUCUUCAACUCCCAUACUCAAUCUUAAAUCUUAAUCUCUAUAUCUCUUCCUCGAUUUUGACUUCUAACCUUUAACUGUACCCCUCGAUCAUCCUCCAGCCCACAAGAUUCGAUUUUGACUUGACUUGCUUUCACCUCAGCUUUCUCACCACCACCCUCAUUCACUUCUCUUCAUCUUGACCAUAUUCCAAUCACAACUUUGAUUUAAAUUUCUUAUUUAGGUUAUUUAAUUUUUCUAUCAAUUUUUACUCAAAUUCAAAUGUAUCAAACUUUCUUUGUUUAAUGUAAUAUCUUUCAACUUCAUUCAUUUAAUGUGAUCAUAAUAUGCAACUCAAUAUAUGAAUUGAACC